UCCUUCACUCACUUCUCCCGUUUGCUCUCAUGAAAUCCUGCAAUAUGCUUCCAAAUUAACCGGAGACACGUCCUCUGUCUCGUGCGCCUAUAGUGCGGGAUCCUAAACCGGUUUUCCCGCAAAGCCUCGCGUCUUUUUUCCCUCCGUUUAUUUAUUUUUUAUUUUUUUACCGCAGCAAAAAAAAAAAAAAAAAAAAACAGGAGAGCCGCUUUCUGCUGAUGCUGCAGUGUCCAGUCCUCCCAGUUCCCUCCAUCAGACUGGGAGCCACUUCCAGCCUUAUUUCUAAUGUUUUUCUUUCCACCGGUCUCUGUCCUCCGCCUCCUUUAUUUCCAGCAUGAUUUUAAGAAACUGUCAGUCAGGAUUUUUGCUGCUGAGCCGCGGUUCAAAGCCGUCCGAAGCCUCCUCCUCCUGCAGCGGGCAGCUCCGAUCAAUGCUGAAAACCUACACCAAGAGGAUACGGAUGUUAACCAAGACAACAUAGUCUAUUAAUUUUUCAGAGAUACUGUAAAACGAGAUCAGUAUUAAACCCAAGUUGGGGAAAGGUAGGCAGGGUGAGGACAUUCCUUCCAUCUGAUGCCCUCCGGCUGAGCACAGGUGACAGAUGAAGCUUUGCUGAGAGAAACAAGAUGUUCAGCUCAGAGAUGAAGAAGAUGAUGAUGAUGAUGAAGAUGGUGGUGAUGAUGAAGGAGAGGAAGGCUCUGCACAGCUCCCGGCCUCAGUAGAGGCGUCUUCGCUCCAACCUGUUCCUCUUCACCUUCACGCCGCUUCCUCUCCUUGUCCUCCACCCACCAGGAAGGAUGACUGUGGUGUCCACAGAGAACAUGGAUGAGACCUCCACCUUGCCGGGACACCCGCAGGACCCCUACCCGCCCGACGACGAUCACGAUGACCACGACUGCUGCGAGCGGGUGGUCAUCAACAUUUCGGGGCUGCGCUUUGAGACCCAGCUAAAGACUCUCGCCCAGUUCCCCGAAACUCUACUCGGGAACCCCAAGAAGAGGAUGCGCUACUUUGACCCCUUACGAAACGAGUAUUUCUUUGACCGGAAUCGCCCGAGUUUCGAUGCCAUCUUGUAUUAUUACCAGUCAGGAGGAAGGCUAAGAAGACCGGUCAACGUGCCCCUGGAUAUGUUCUCAGAGGAGAUAAAGUUUUACGAACUUGGCGUGGAGGCUAUGGAGAAGUUUCGAGAGGACGAGGGAUUUAUCAGGGAAGAGGAGCGGCCCCUGCCAGAGAAGGAGUUCCAGCGGCAGAUCUGGCUCCUCUUUGAACACCCGGAGAGCUCGGGCCCCGCCCGGGGGAUCGCCAUCGUCUCAGUGAUGGUUAUUCUUAUUUCAAUAGUCAUAUUUUGUUUGGAGACGUUACCAGAGCUGAAGGAGGAUCCCAAUCAGCGGAUGCAGAUAGUGGGGAACGUCACCGUGUAUUACAAACCAAACUUCCUCACAGACCCUUUCUUUGUGGUGGAGACGCUCUGCAUCAUCUGGUUUUCUUUUGAGUUGAUAGUCCGGUUUUUCGCUUGUCCCAGCAAGGCGGCUUUCUUUAAAAACAUGAUGAACUCUAUCGAUAUUGUGGCUAUAAUCCCGUACUUCAUCACUCUUGGAACAGAGCUGGCUGACGACCAAGACAACAAGGAGGGGAAGGGAGGAGGGGAACAGGCCACGUCUCUGGCUAUUCUCAGGGUAAUCCGCCUGGUGAGGGUGUUCAGGAUCUUUAAACUGUCCCGACAUUCAAAGGGGCUCCAGAUUUUGGGGCAAACUCUAAAGGCGAGCAUGCGGGAGCUGGGCUUGCUAAUUUUCUUCCUCUUCAUCGGCGUGAUUUUGUUCUCCAGUGCUGUCUACUUCGCUGAGGCCGAGGAGAAGGAGUCGUUCUUCACCAGUAUCCCAGAUGCUUUCUGGUGGGCCGUGGUGUCGAUGACGACCGUCGGCUAUGGGGACAUGUAUCCCGUGACCAUCGGAGGGAAGAUCGUGGGCUCGCUGUGCGCCAUUGCCGGAGUGUUAACCAUCGCACUCCCGGUGCCCGUCAUCGUGUCCAAUUUCAACUACUUCUACCACCGGGAGACGGAGGGCGAGGAGCAGGCUCAGCUCCUCAACGUCAGCAACCAGAACUUGGCGUCGGACACCAACUCGAGCCGCCGCAGCUCCUCGGUGAUGAGCAAGUCGGAGUACAUGGAGAUAGACGAGGACAUGAACAACAGCAUCGAUAACUUUAGGGAAGCAAACCUUAGGACUGCCAACUGCACGGCUCCCAGCCACAACUGUGUGAACAAGGGGAAGCUGCUCACCGACGUGUGAGGCGGCGUCCAACGCACCAGUGUACAUAUUGUAGAAAUAUCUGGAUGCUUUAUUUCCAUUGGUGCAUUUUAUUCUUCUUUUGCAUUGAUUCAUUCAAACAUGUAUGAAUAACUAAAGAUUUUAAGGCACUCAUGGUAAACUUGUAAAAAGGUAGAGGCUCAGUUAUUUCAUGAAAACACAGUGACAGGGUCGUCUGGCAACAGUUCAAAGAUCAGCAGGUGUCAGGGAAUAUUUUUGAUAAAUUACUUACUAAUUACUUAGUUCAUUCCCACAAAUCGAAGGGGAACUCCACCAAUUUUUUACAUAAAGGUUAUAUCUUAGAAUGAGAUAAUAACCUGAGUGAUCUCAUAGUGAUGUCAUUGUCUGGUUUUGGCAUGGGGAUUACUUUUUCCUUUUUCUUUUUACAGAAAAGCGUGCGUUACAAAGUGGAGGUGUCGAAUUUUGAAAGAUGUGCGUGAUUACGAGGCAUUGAGAGUCUGUUAAAAGACUUUUACAUGAGCUGGCGCUUUGAUUUUGACCAGUCCAAAUUUACUGGCUUAUACCAGGCAGGAUAAAAGACUAACGGAAGAUAUUAUGGUAGUUAUUGUCAGGUUGCACCAUGGGAAAUGGAAGAGCCAGUUGUUUUUGAAGUUUUCCCAAAACUACAGACAAAAGUCAAGAUAUUUUUUACUGUUCUUUUUUUAAUGCAGUGCAAUAAUAAAUUGAUGGAGUGCCCCUUUGACAGCGUUACCAUCUUCACUUUUGACUGAGAUUCAUAGGUAUACUUCAGGCUGUUAAAACACAACUUUGUGUUAUCUCUGAUGUCUCUUAAGUGUAAUUUGUAGAUUUACAUCUGGUUUUAGAUAAAUUUAGAUAAUCCAAUGUGUAAAAAAAAAUCUUAUUCUGGAGGAUGACUAUACAGGUGGAUGCACAAGAGACAAGGAAGGGAGCAAAUGAAUCAUAAGAGCAAGAUUUAGUCCAUUUGAGGAAAUUAAUUUCCCUCAAGGCAAGUUUAGUUGUGUAACACCUUUCGACAACAAGUGGAAGUGUUGUACACAAGACAUGACAAACAGGAUUAAUAAAGAAUUUAAAAAAAACUGAUUAACAAGAGAAUAGAAAACAGUACGGCGCAAAAUAUGAAUAGUCUCAUUUUUAUUUAAUAAAAGGCAGAAAAGCCAAAAGCAAAGUUUGAGAGUAGAAUAUAGAAAAUUAAAAAACAUUAGUAUAUUGAAAGUGUGAGGGAAUAAUCAGCAAUUUGAGGGCACAAAUUGCGAAUUUAAUAUAAUAAUUUAUUUUAAAAAACUCUCCCGGACACCUACCAGGCUUUGUGCAAUAGACUCAUCUUUCAGGAUAACUGACUCAACUGAGAUUUGAAGAACACGUCAGUGGACGACUUGAGGGAAGAAACACAUUUUGAGCGGAUUACAGUUUGGGGCGUGUUUUCUACGGCACAUCCAGGCACAUUUAGGAUAACUCAACAUUAGAUGUUGAUCGACGUUAUUCCAGGCACCUUAUCAGAAACAAACAAGACUUGUGCCGAGCCUCGAGGAGGAUUAUCUACACUGCUGCUGCUACAGGUCGGCUGGAGGUUCCCUGUACGAUGCCAUGCAACACUCCUUUAUAUAAAAGCAUGUGGAGACUCUCUUCUCUCUUUUAUUGGCAUGCACAAGACGUUACCUCAUUUUUAUUUUUUACGUCUUCUCUUCUUUGACGUUCAUCUCCUCUUCCUGGAAUCGCAGUUUUUUCUCAUUUGUUUUCACCAAAAGUGCACUGGCUUAUUUAUUUAUUGUUUAAGUUACUUUAAAACAUUUAAGUGUUGAAUGUUAAAGCAUUAAGGGAACAGGAACACUUCUUUUUCGAAGAUCAUGGCAUGUCAAAAUACUAAAGCAUUAUGGCCUAAUUAGCUAUGCUAUAGCUAUGUAUACUCAAUGCAUGACUACAGUAUUAAAUUGCUUGCAGUUGUGGAGGGACCUCGGGAGCUGGGGGAUCAUGAUGGUUCUCCUCAUUAUUGUCAAGCUAACGACAGGAUACGGUGCAUGACGAAGCUAACUGCCGGAGGGGACAAAUCUGCUGAAAAAAAAAAAAAAAAACACAGGAAAAAUAUCAGAAGAAGAGAAAUAUCCGACAUUCUCUUGAAAAAAUGACAUUUCAGAAAUUACAUCCUCCCUUUUCAUUUAUUUAAAGCUUUGAUCUCGGAUGAUGGAGUGCAUGGGAUCAUUUUAUGUGAUUUGUGACCCCAUUUUUUUCUUCUUGCAUUUGACUUUUAAACAGUUUCAAGAAGGGAAAGCAGUAAUAUUUAACAAAUUUCAUAGAUAUAUCUAAAAUUAGUUUCUAGUGCCUUGAACCCCGUCUCAUUAUAGAAUUGACUGAAGUGCCUCCCGUUACAAUUGACAGCAAAGAGCUUACUACGUGCAGCUUAACUUCUCCUGCUACACUACUCCCUGCACAUCUGGAAAAGAAAAGGUGUUAUAGACGAAGUUUUGAUAACGAUCUGAAUAUACUCCUGAGUUUUGGGCCUACUUAAACUCACAUUUGUCCUGGUCGAUGACACAUGGCUGCAGUGCGCAGUUAAAAUAUGGUCUCUGGUCUUUUCUGUGAUACAUCUGCAGGUACUUGAGUUUGACAUCCAUGAAGGGAUUCCUGAAUUUUUUAAUUUGGUUAUUAUUAUUCUCAAAAUAGUGGCUGCUCUGACUGUCAUUCUGCAGAAGGAUCUACCUGUGGGGCAACUUAAAACGAAUCCAAGCUAGCUGUCUGGUUAGCUAAUAAGCACACUACCUGUUCUAACGCUUGUCUCUAAGUAAGUACACAUAAAUUAGCCUCUUGUAUUAGCUGUUGCUACAUGGGGAUCUACUGAUGUCGGCUAACAAAGCAAGCUGUGACUACAUAUUCAUCUACAGUUAUUCCAUAUCAUUUUAAAUAUAGCAUGAUCUAACAUCUAACUAAUUCAUUUGACUUAGCUCCUUGUCUGUGUUGGAUAAGCUAGUUAGCAACAGUAGCUAAUCCAGGCGGGCUAAUUCUGAUGUUUAUUUUCGUUCAGACUUGGAGACAAGCAAUGUGACAUGAUCAGAAACCUCCAGCAGGCAUGCGUUGCUGGCUCUGAUAGCCUGUACUUUAUUUUGCCGAAGUUGUUUUUCCUAAAUUCUCUACUACAGAGGCAUAAGUCAGCAUGACUAAUAAGUCAGAGUGUCCACAAUUAUGAGAAAAAUAUCAGAAUUUCCCUUUUAAAGGCAAAUCAGAUAGGUAGAAGACAUAGCUAUAGUACAGUGUCAGGUCAUAGGUCUCAUUAGGGCAUAUCACAAAGCUCAUUAUUUUCAAUUUCAUGCAAAAAUACAGAUCAGACAGGGCCGUAACCUCAUUAAAAAUAUAAAGAGCACUGCCUAGACCUGCUCUAUAUGAACAGUGCUAUGAGAUAACUUCUUUUAUGGAUACAUAAAUAAAUAAGAUUGAAUUAUAUUUUAAUUGAAAGUCCUGCUUGUGUUUUAAAGAAGUGUUUUUCAUUUUACCACUUCUAUCAUUUCCAGUCUAAAAAGGUCACAGAAGGUCUUGUUUAGAACUGAUUGUCAGCAAGUCCCAUGUUCAAAUCCAAGCCAACAGCACGUCAGUUCGUCUCGCAAUACUUUCUGACUUCCUGUCUGAGGCUCUCGGCUCCGAACCCAUUGGUUCCUACUGAAGAUGUAAAUCUCUGAAAACAUCUCACAAAUUUAUAGUUUCAUUUCUCAGCUGCUCACUGUUGUUUCUAUCAAACAAAUAUGAAGGAACAUGUCGUGUUUUAAUAGUUUCCAGACAACAAUGGAGCUCUAUGGCUCAGAGGAAGAAGAGAUAUCAGGCUGAGAGACACUCAGGACGUGUUAGUAGAUUUAUUGUAGAGUCACAUGGGACUUAAUGACAAUUAGAUAAUAUUAGAAUAUCACCAGACUUAUAAUUAAAUGUAAAUUUUACAAAUUUCACAGUGACACGUUGCAAAACCCUCAGUGUCUUCAGUGGUAGCUACGGCCCUGACUGCAUCACAGAACAUUUCAGAAGGACUCUGCAGCACAAUCAGCAGCUCUUGUGAUUUUUCUCGUCGUCACUUUUUUAUAAUAAACUGCCACCGUCAGAGGAGCCUGUUUAAACUCAGCGUCCUCUGGCUGCCCAAAACACUGCCGCUCUGAUUCCAGGGACCAGAAAAUGCUGCUUUUAAAAGAAAUCUGGACAAAGUCUGUUUUUGAAAAUCUGGAAACAUUGAAAAUAAUGAGCUUUACAUCUUCCUGCCAUGUUUUUGAACCAUCCAACCUGCUGUAACUUCAUCAGGCUGCCUGUCGACAACAGUAUUGCAAUGUUUUAUAUGCUUGAUUAAGGCUUAUACUGUCCAACAUGUCCUCAGUGUUUGGACAAUUGGUUGAGGCUGAAGAAAUUACGGGGGUAAUAAUAGUUUUGUGUUCCUGGGAGAGCUCUGUUGCCUGGAUGUUGCUAUGCAGAGAUAAUGAUGAAUCUGACCACAGUGGAAGCGGUCAGUGUUUCCUCUGCAGAGCAGCAACUCAGCAUUCAUCUGAACAUUACAACAGGCAUUAGUCACUCUGCAUGCCAGCACAGUGGCAUUGCUGCUGGGUUGUUUUGAGGAGGGAGCACAUGGCUGUGUGAGGGGAAAAACACUGUGGUGUUCUCAGAAGGACAACAUGAGGAUGGAUUUAUGAAUCUGGAUGAUAUUAAAAGCAUUCGCACGUUGACCCGGACAAAAUAUGCACUAAGCAAAAUUUUAUUUUCUCUAAUUUCACAAUUUCAGUCUAAGCAACAGCUGUAAGUAACGAGCUGUUACUCAAAGUGUUAAUCCUUAAUGACACAUGUUUUAUGUCGUGUCCUUGACGACUGUCAGCUGUGAGGAGACACUGGGAAGUUUGUUGAAGAGUAAAAACAGUUAAGGAGGGGGAUCUUUAAAAUCCAGCAGAUUAUAUUAAAAGACAAUAAACCAUAUCGAUAUAGAUGAUACUAGAACUGAUACUCGAGUUUCAGCACAGACAAAACCUAAAGAUUAAAAGCUUUAUUGUCACAGAGGACAUGACACUAACAGGUCAUUUGUCCACUUCGUGAUUGACCAGAGAAACGCCUGUACAGGUUGAAUCAUGCAGAAGCUUGUUACGACCCACGUUUAGGUGUUUUAUUAGACUGCGACUUCUAGUGGUAAAGAAAAGGAGGGGGUGGAUAGAUGAGUCAAGUAAACUGAGGAGACUGAGGUUUGAAUCCUGUGUGACAGAAAGUCAAAAGGUGAUAUGUUAUAAGUUACGUCACGUUAUAUAGAUGACUUCUGUCACGUGACUUGUGUAACGUCGCUGGACUGGUACUUACCAAUGCUCUUACAUGUUGUUCUGGAAAUAGGUCAUAUAUGUCGUUUUAAGACAGUCGACAGUCGACCUAUUUUGUCAUUUAGGCAAGAAGAUUUCACCUUAACGUAAACACCUGGAGAACAGCACCUGGCCACAUGAUAAUUCCUGACUGUACGGGUUGAUGAAGGUCACUGAAUGCACCAGCUGUGUCCACAGUCAGGACGGAGGGCUGGAUUUUAUGUUUCUCUGUUGAGAUGUAGGCUUCUCAGUCUCCACUUUUAGACUUUGUUUUGCAGAUUCUGGGAUUUGUGUUGCGAAAACUUGAACUUACUGCAAACUGCCUCACCAAAAGUGUCAACAGGAAUAAUUAAGAUUAACACUUUAAAACUGUCCAACGAAGGUUAAAAUCAAGGGCAACUGGACUUGGUUGAAGAUACUGGAAGACGUUUCGUCCCUCAUCCAAAGGACUUCUUCAGUUCUGACUGAC
Micropterus salmoides (largemouth bass) is the source of this 8054-nucleotide messenger RNA. RefSeq names its product potassium voltage-gated channel, shaker-related subfamily, member 1b (gene kcna1b). Gene Ontology annotation, biological process: protein homooligomerization; potassium ion transmembrane transport. Bases 798 to 2288 code for a protein of 496 amino acids. Gene Ontology annotation, molecular function: delayed rectifier potassium channel activity; protein binding. The record is from RefSeq and is a predicted model, not a curated record. NCBI's taxonomy places the organism in Eukaryota, Metazoa, Chordata, Actinopteri, Centrarchiformes, Centrarchidae. The transcript is spliced from 2 exons. Gene Ontology annotation, cellular component: neuronal cell body; juxtaparanode region of axon; voltage-gated potassium channel complex.